Molecule: messenger RNA, 1563 nt
Organism: Microthlaspi erraticum
Lineage: Eukaryota; Viridiplantae; Streptophyta; Magnoliopsida; Brassicales; Brassicaceae
Source: the annotation of a GenBank genome assembly
AUGGAGAAAGGCUUCUCUCCCGUCGGUCUCAGAGUUCUUGUCGUCGACGACGACCCAACCUGGCUCAAGAUUCUUGAGAAAAUGCUAAAGAAGUGCUCCUACGAAGUCACCACCUGUGGGUUAGCUAGAGAGGCUCUGAGGUUGCUUAGGGAGCGCAAAGACGGAUACGACAUCGUGAUCAGCGACGUGAACAUGCCUGACAUGGAUGGCUUCAAGCUUCUUGAGCAUGUUGGCCUUGAAUUAGACCUCCCUGUCAUAAUGAUGUCGGUGGAUGGAGAGACGAGCAGAGUAAUGAAAGGAGUGCAGCACGGAGCGUGCGAUUACCUGUUGAAGCCGAUAAGAAUGAAGGAGCUCAAGAUCAUAUGGCAACACGUUCUAAGAAAGAAGCUUCAAGAAGUGAGAGACAUCGAAGGUUGCUGCUACGAAGGAGGAGCUGAUUGGAUGACAAGAAACGAUGAAGCAUUUCUUGGAGGCGGUGAAGAUGUUUCUUUCGGUAAGAAGAGAAAAGACUUUGACUUUGAGAAGAAGCUUCUUCUUCACGACGAGAACGACCCGUCGUCUUCUUCUUCCAAGAAAGCUAGAGUGGUUUGGUCUUUCGAGCUUCACCAGAAGUUUGUGAACGCGGUUAACCAGAUCGGUUGCGAUCACAAAGCUGGUCCCAAGAAGAUCUUGGAUCUCAUGAAUGUUCCAUGGCUCACUAGAGAAAAUGUUGCAAGCCAUCUCCAGAAAUACAGACUUUACCUGAGCAGAUUGGAGAAAGGUAAAGAGCUCAAGUGUUAUUCUGGUGGAGCAAAGAAUAUGGAUUCACCUCAAAAAGAUGCUGAAAUGAAUUUAGGCAGCAGCUAUGCAUUCUCUGGGGGCAAUUCUGUGAUAGAGACUGAUCCAAAGCCACUUGCUUCAGCUUCUGUCUCUGACCCCAGCAGCGAUGUUCAUAUGCUUCCAAAAGCGAAAAAGACGCGUAUAGGAUUUGAUCCCUCCAUUUCCUCUGGUGCGUUUGAGUCUCUGCUUCCUUGGAAUGAUGUUCCAGAUCCACUUGAAUCCAAGCCACCGAUUCUGUAUGAUGAAAGCUUUCUACAGCAACAACAAACAUUGCCAAGCCAAAGUUCCUACGUUGCAAACUCUGCAACUUCUCUCAUGGAAAAGGAAAUGAAGAAGCCUUCUUAUGAGUCCUCAUCAGCAGGAGGCAGUCGUGUGAAUGCGGAUGAGUUUCUCAAGAGCCCUAAUGUAAUCCUCCAAGAUUUGGACUUGUCCGCUUCCUCUGAGAAGCUUCAAGAGUUCAGCUCAAAUGUCACCAACAAUACAGAGUCCACUCUGAGAAGCUUGAACUGGGAAUUUCAAGAAUCACAUCCUUCUGGUGCUUUAGACAAUGACUUAGACUUGAGUUGGCUUCAAGGCGAGCGCUUUCUUGCAAACACCGGAUUUCAAAACUUCCAGUUUCAAGAUUACAGUAGCAGCCCAUCACUUCUAUCUGAGCUCCCACCUCACCUUUGGUUUGGCAAUGAGAGGCUGCCUGACCCUGAUGAGUAUUCACUCAUGGUAGACCAAGGUUUAUUCAUCUCUUGA